CCGCCUGCCUUGUGGGAGUGCAGACAACUUCGAGUGUUGUUCCUGUCUGUCAAUAAUUUCACAGGCACCAUAUCUAAGAGAGUUGGGAACCUUACAUUUCUAAAAGAGUUAUAUCUUGGAGGUAACAAGUUGACAGGUACUUCUGAACCUUUAGCUUUUAUAAAUGUUAACCUAAUCAACCUUAUACCAGAGCCUUCUUGGAGAUAAGACGAGUUGGAGCAGGAUAUAGAGUGUCCUCAGAUAAUGCUGGCUAGCAUAGGAAGGGUAACAAACCUUGCCUCUUCCCUAUGCUAAAUUGUCAUACAAAAUGAAUAUACAUGCAUACACGGACACACUGGUAUUAGGUUGAUCCGCAAAAUGAAUAGAAUUCUUCAUUGCUCAUGAAAGAAACUUUCUGUUAUUUGUGAGUUCAAAUUGAAUAGGCUAACAUAGGAGUGGACACUGUUGAAUAAUGACUUAUGAAGUUGCUGACAUAGUCAAAUAAGUUAGGAUUUAAUGUUGACAUGGAAUUGAAGUUGUCAAAGUUGUGUUAAGCUUGAUCUAGUCUUCAGCUAUUUUUUAGGAAUUUUUCUGUUAUGUAACGUGUAGCAAAUUUGACUGCCUUUUUUUUAUGUUUUUUCUGUUUAAAUAAGUGAUUGAAUACUCAAUAAAAAUUAGCUUCAUCCAUUUUCUUCUUUCUCCAUAAAGAAUACCAACAAAGUGGUAUCAGAGCCUAUAUAUCUUGAGAGAUCUGUGAGGAACCCAAACAAAAAAAAAAAAAGAAAAAAAAAAAGAAAAGCACGUUCACAAACACUCAUUUAAGCCAACAAUCUGCAAAAAUGGAAGCAAAAUCAAGUCAUGGAAUGCUGGCAACACCAAUAUUUGGUGGCGACAACUACCAGGUAUGGGCUAUCAAAAUGGAAAUCCAUCUCAAGGCAUAAGAUCUUUAGGUAGCAACUGAGCAAGACUUCGAAGUCGCUGAUUUGCCGACCAAUCCAACCGUGAACCAAAUAAAGAUUCACAAAGAGAGGAAGACAAGGAAGGCUAAAGCCAUGGCUUACUUGUAUGUUACAGUUUCUCCCAAUAUUUUCACAAAAAUCAUGAACCUGUCUUCAGCAAAAGCCAUUUGGGAUCAUCUCAAAGAAAAAUACCAAGGUAAUGAAUGAGUGAAGAAUAUGCAAGUGUUAAACUUGAUCAAAGAGUUUGAAAUGCAAAGAAUGAAGGAGUCAGAAACUGUGAAGGAGUACAUUGACAUGUUGCUUAGUUUUGCUAACAAAGUGAGGUUGUUAGGCAAGGAUUUUUCUGAUUAAAGAAUCAUUGAAAAAAUACUUGUUACACUUCCAAAGAGAUAUGAAGUCAUCAUCUCUUCUCUAGAAAAUGCAAAAGAUCUAUCAAGCAUUUCCUUAGCAAAGUUACUUAAUGCUUUACAGGCUCAAGAACAAAGAUGGCUUGUGAGGAUAGGAAGAGCCGUCGAAGGAACUUUGCAGGCACAAACAAGCGGUGAAAAAAAGGUUUGGAAUCACAACAAGAAGCUUGCAAAUAUUGGAAACAACAAUUGUGGAAAUUAUCCACCUUGCCCAUACUGCAAAAAAACCAAUUAUCCACAACACAAGUGUUGGUGGAGGUUGGUGGAGGCCCGAUGUAAAGUGCAACAAAUGUGGUCAAUUAGGUCACAUCACAAUUGUGUGUAGAUCACAACAACAAGAAGGAGAAGCUAGAGCUGCUGCUGACCAACAUGAGGAGGAGUUAUUUUAACUCUACUCAAAAAACCAUAUCCAUGCCUAUGCCCCCAAAAAAUGCCUAUACCCCAAAACCCAUAACGAUACCUAUGCCUCAUAACUAUAAACCAUAAAAUGCCCAUAUGCUAUAUCCAAGACAUGCCAAAAUUAAAAUGUUUUGCAUUUGCACCCUCAAAGUCAAGGAGGAGUGUUGAAUAAUGACUUGUGAUGCUGCUGAAAUAGUUAAAUAAGUUAGGAUUUAAUACUGACAUGGAAUUGAAGUUGUCAAAGUUGUGUUAAGCUUGAUCUAGUCUCUAGCUAUUUUUUAGGAAUUUUUCUAUUAUGUAACGUGCAGCAGAUUUGGCUGUCUUUUUUUUAUAUAUUUUUUUUAUUUAAAUGAGUUGUAUAAAUAAAUGAUUGAAUACUCAAUAAAAAUUAGUUUCAUCCGUUUUCUUCUUUCUCCAUAAAGAAUACCAACAGACACACACACAGAUGCCAGUUUACGUUUAUUUGCAGACUGGGUAGAAAUCUUUGUUGCUUGUCAAAACAAUUCUCUGUUUCUGAGAGCUCCUUUAAAUAAAAUUGUGAUUUGUGGAAUACCCAGGGAGAUAGAGAUACAGCAGAAAAUAACUUACGCAUUGAACAUUCAAACAUGCAGAAGGGAAGUUAAAUAUCAUUAGCAACACAUGAUUCUCACUAAUUCGUCAGAUAGUGGUUAUUUUGCAAUUUGCAGAUAUGAAGGUGCAUUACCAGACGAAAUUGGAAAUAUUAAUCUUGAUAUAUUAAGUAUUCAAAAGGCAAGCUUAACUGGCUCAAUUCCUUCCCAAAUCUUCAAUGCGUCAGCAACAAAAAUCAUUGACCUGUAUGACAAUCAGCUCUCAGGUUACCUUCCAUCUAGCCUUGGCCUCUGGCUUCCCAAUCUUGAAAAGCUUUAUCUACGGCAAAAUAGGCUCAGUGGGAUUAUCCCAAGCUCUAUCGGCAAUGCCUCCAAGCUUACCAUCCUAGACUUGACUACGAACUCAUUCACAGGCUCUAUACCCAAUACAGUUGGUAAUCUAAGACUUCUGCAGCGGCUCUUUGUUUCUGAAAAUAAUCUGACAAGAGAAUCUUCUACUCUGGAAUUAAGGUUUUUUACUUGUUUAGAAAAUUGUAGAAACUUGGAACUGCUGGCAAUAUCACUAAAUCAAUUCAAUGGCAUCCUCCCUGCUUCAUUUGGCAAUCUCUCUAGGUCAUUGCGCUUGCUACAGGCUUUUGGUUGCAAAAUUAAGGGGAACAUUCCCAGUGGCAUUGGUAACUUGAGCAGCUUGGAGGGCAUAUUCUUAGAUAACAAUGAGUUGACAGGCCUUAUCCCAAGAACAAUUGGAAGGUUGCAACACCUUGAUCGCUUGUAUCUUGAACACAAUAAGCUGGAAGGAUUCAUACCCAAUGAUCUUUGUUUGUUGAAUAAUUUGGGAGACUUGUAUCUAAGCGGUAAUAACCUCUAUGGACAGAUACCCUCAUGCUUGGGUGAACUAAACUCCCUGAGAUCGCUUUAUUUAGAUUCGAACAAUCUGACUUCUGCAAUGCCUUCAACCUUGUGGAGCCUGAAAGAUCUUGUCGGUUUGAAUCUGUCCACAAAUUCUCUUAGUGGAUAUAUAUCAGCUGAUGUUGAACAUAUGAAGGUAAUGACACAAUUAGACUUGUCUUGGAAUCAGUUAUCAGGCUACAUUCCAUAUACCAUUGGGGGAGCCCAGACAUUACAAAUUCUCUCCUUGGCGCACAAUAACCUACAAGGACCUAUUCCUGAAUCACUGGGUAGAUUAAUCAACUUGGAAUUUUUGGAUCUCUCCAGCAACAAUCUAUCUGGAAGCAUUCCUACCUCAUUGGAGGCACUUAGGUAUCUCCAGCAUUUAAACGUGUCCUUCAAUAGAUUGCAAGGAAAUAUUCCUACUGGAGGACUUUUUGCAAACUUCACAGCUAAAUCGUAUAUGAACAACUAUGGACUAUGCGGUGCACCUAGAUUGCAAGUCCCACCAUGCAAAACUAGAAGCCUUCAGCAACCAACAGUUGUGAAAGUACUGAAAUAUGUUUUACCUGUAGUUGCGUCUUUAGUACUUGUGGUUAUGGUGCUCAUACUUGUUUCACUAAGAAAACGCAAGGUCAAAACACAAUCACGAACUAGAGAAGAUUCAUGCCGUGCUGGAUGGCGAGCGGUCUCAUAUUUAGAACUCUUCCAGGCAACAAAUGGAUUCAGUGAAAGCAACCUGCUUGGCAUGGGAGGUUUUGGCCGUGUAUAUAAAGGAACACUAUCAGAUGGGAUGAAUGUUGCAAUCAAGGUUUUCAAUCUGCAGAUAGAAGGAGCAUUUAAGAGUUUCGAUGCUGAAUGUGAAGUAAUGUGCAACAUCCGCCAUAGAAAUCUCCUCAAGAUCAUUACCAGCUGCAGUAAUGUGGAUUUCAAAGCCUUGGUCUUGGAGUACAUGCCCAAUGGGAGUCUUGAAAAGUGGCUGUAUUCUGACACUUGUUUUUUGGAUCUCCAGCAGAGAUUAAACAUAGUGAUAGAUGUUGCAUCAGCACUCGAAUAUCUUCAUCAUGGCUAUUCAACGCAUAUUAUUCAUUGUGAUUUGAAGCCGAGCAACAUCCUGGUAGAAGAAGAUAUGGUUGCACAUGUGGGUGACUUUGGUACAGGCAAACUUCUGGGCAAAGGAGAAUACAUGGCACAAACCAAGACCUUGGCCACCGUUGGAUACAUGGCACCAGAGUAUGGAACGGAAGGAGUAGUAUCCACAAGCGGUGAUGUCUACAGCUAUGGAGUAUUAUUGAUGGAAGUAUUCACAAGGAAGAAGCCCACAGAUGAAAUGUUUGCUGGAGAAAUGAGAUUCAAGUGUUGGGUGAAUCAGUCACUGAAUGGGGGCUCAGUGCUUGAAGCCAUGGAUUUCAGUUUGAUUGAACAAGAAGAUCCACAUUUGUCUGCAAAGGAGCAUUGUGUGUCAUCUGUCUUGCAAUUGGCCAUGGAUUGUGUGAAGGAUCUGCCCAAGGAGAGAAUCAACAUGAUGGAUGCUGCGACUACACUACAAAAAAUCAGAAUUGCCUUUCUGUCAAAUGUUGGAGAGGGUGGCACUUCUCCUAAGGAGUGGGACUGGCCUGAGACUUCAGGCAUUUGGCCUAAGGAACAUAUGUAAUUUAACCUUAUAAGAGACACUUAUGUAACAUAGGAACUUUUCAUAAAUAAGGCUUUUCAUAACAUUAUUUUUUU
Molecule: messenger RNA, 4929 nt
Organism: Diospyros lotus (date-plum)
Lineage: Eukaryota; Viridiplantae; Streptophyta; Magnoliopsida; Ericales; Ebenaceae
Product: receptor kinase-like protein Xa21
Exons: 3
Coding region: 2384-4855 (823 amino acids)
Biological process (GO): protein phosphorylation
Molecular function (GO): protein kinase activity; ATP binding; protein binding
Source: RefSeq, a predicted model, not a curated record